GGGCUCAGAGAAGCAGCUCUUGAGAAGAAGAAGUUGUAUUCGCAACAGGGGAAGGAAACACCUGAGCAGGAGCUGAUCUAGGAAGAGCUUGUUUUCCAAGGGAACAGUGACCCCAAAGGGUAGAAGAUGCUGGACAAGGCCACCCUGCUCCUCUUCCUGCAUUUAGUCGCAUGCUCCAUCUGCUCUCCUCUCUAUCCAGCUCUCAGGUACAGUCCAGGGCCAGUUGCUGGCAAGGUUAUGAACUUCCAGCUACAGCACAGCAGCCCAUUGCAGAGCCAUAAUCCCUCAGCAGAGGAACAGGAGGAGGAGGGUUUGUUAACAGACCCCUCUGCAAAAAGGAUGCAGCGCCAUGCUGAUGCCAUAUUCACCGACAACUACCGGAAAUUCCUGGGGCAGAUUUCUGCCCGCAAAUUCUUACAGACCAUCAUUGGCAAGCGGCUUGGAAGCAGCGAGAGCAGCCCAGGGGAAGGGGUGCAUGAAUUUCUGACAAGGCGCCAGUCUGACAGCAUCCUGAUGGACAGCCGCUACCACCAACAGACAGUACUAAGGGACUUCCUGGGAGCCAUUCUGCAGAAUCAAAGGCCUCAGGACAUCAACAGCAGUCGGUUAGAAGGCUUUCCCAGCACCCUGGCGAAGCUCAUGUAA
Phalacrocorax carbo (great cormorant) is the source of this 645-nucleotide messenger RNA. NCBI's taxonomy places the organism in Eukaryota, Metazoa, Chordata, Aves, Suliformes, Phalacrocoracidae. The record is from RefSeq and is a predicted model, not a curated record.